ACAGGGGGAGUGGCAUUAGUAUGUUGUGAUAAGCAUAAGCACCGUGCGUGAAAAAAAUGACGAUGUAACUGUGAUCGAGGACAAGCAGCCGUCCCGCGUAUACAUUACAGCACAAAAGAUGCUGUGGGGUUUGUAUCUGGUUUCAGAUCAUUUUUAACCCCCGGCCAGCUGGCCGCUCACCCUCUGUGACCUCUGCUUUGGCUUGUUAAAGCACUAUGGGUAACACAAGCAGUGAGAGGGCAGGCAUGGGCCAAGAAAAAGCCCACAGGAGGGAUAGUCGAGGAACCAAGGAGGGAGAUCGUCCCAAAAUCCUGAUGGACAGCCCUGAAGAUGCCGAUAUGUUUCACGGGGAGGACAUUAAAGCACCAAUAGUAAAAGAAGAGUUUCUUGACUGGACACCAGACUUGGAGACCAGUGACAAGGGUUCUGACCUGGACCGGCCCACUGUGUUUCGAUGGACGGGAGCUGGAAAGGAAGUGUUUAUUUCGGGCUCCUUUAACAACUGGACCAGCAAGAUUCCUUUGAUUAGAAGUAGUCAAAACAACUUUGUGGCCAUCGUGGAGUUGCCUGAGGGUGAGCACCAGUAUAAGUUCUUCGUGGAUGGGCAGUGGACACAUGACCCAGCGGAGCCUGUGGUGACCAACCAGCUUGGCACGGUUAACAACAUCAUCCAGGUGAAGACGACAGACUUUGAGGUGUUUGAUGCUCUGAUGGUGGAUUCACAGAAAUGCUCGGACAUAUCAGACCUGUCCAGCUCUCCUCCUGGACCGUAUCAUCAGGACGCUUACGUACCCAAACAGGAAGAGAAAUUCAAAUCUCUUCCGAUUCUACCGCCUCAUCUCCUACAGGUCAUUCUCAACAAGGAUACGGGCAUCUCGUGUGAUCCAGCUUUACUUCCCGAGCCCAACCACGUCAUGCUUAAUCACCUGUAUGCUCUGUCCAUUAAGGAUGGCGUAAUGGUUCUGAGUGCAACCCAUCGUUAUAAGAAGAAAUAUGUCACAACUCUGCUGUACAAGCCAAUCUGAUCUCCGUCUGCUCGUCUGAGAAAACCGACCAAUUUCAAAUGCUACGAGUAUUUUAGCUUUGUUUAGUUUAGUUUUGCUCUGUCUAUAUAGUGUGUAUUAUUGUAAAUAGAGAUGUACAGAGAUGCACUUUAGAAAUCGGUAUAUUUCUGAAUAUAAGCUAACCAGAAACACACAAAUGGCUUUGGAGAUAAUAUAUCAGUCAGUUAAUCUUUUAGAUGUUUGUACGCUUUUUGUAAAUGGUGCUUAUUUUAGAGGCCAAAAGACCAUGUUCUGAACUUUUUUUUUACUGAAAAGGGAAUAAUUCGCCCAAAAAUGAAAUAUCCGUCAUCAUUUACUC
Triplophysa rosa is the source of this 1362-nucleotide messenger RNA. It is a transcript of the gene prkab1a, whose product is annotated as protein kinase, AMP-activated, beta 1 non-catalytic subunit, a. Gene Ontology annotation, molecular function: protein kinase binding. The transcript is spliced from 8 exons. Gene Ontology annotation, biological process: signal transduction. Lineage: Eukaryota; Metazoa; Chordata; Actinopteri; Cypriniformes; Nemacheilidae. The record is from RefSeq and is a predicted model, not a curated record. The coding region runs from base 216 to 1025 and encodes 269 amino acids. Gene Ontology annotation, cellular component: nucleotide-activated protein kinase complex; cytoplasm; nucleus.